Messenger RNA from Lolium rigidum, 2665 nucleotides. Its product is annotated as golgin-84-like. Gene Ontology annotation, biological process: Golgi organization; retrograde transport, vesicle recycling within Golgi. The coding region runs from base 124 to 2268 and encodes 714 amino acids. Gene Ontology annotation, cellular component: Golgi cisterna; Golgi membrane. The record is from RefSeq and is a predicted model, not a curated record. NCBI's taxonomy places the organism in Eukaryota, Viridiplantae, Streptophyta, Magnoliopsida, Poales, Poaceae. The transcript has 21 exons.
ACCGCGAGAGAACCCCACUGCCGCGGCCGGAAAUCUCAUCAGUCAGUUCAUCUGUCCAGCUCGCCGUCGCCAGCCAACCAGCCACCCUCCUCUCGCCGGGGCGGUGAUCACACGGCUCCCGCCAUGGCCUCCUGGCUCAAGGUCGCCGAAGACUUGCUCGAAGUCGUCGACCGGAGGGCGAAAAGCGUGGCUACUGAGCUGUCCGAUGAGCAGCCUGGCUCUCAGCCUUCAGGAUCGAGUGGCCAAGAAGGGCAAGGGAAGAGGGGAAAGCCGAGGGAGAAGGGUCCACUGAAGCUCGCUACUGGGGAUGCCGGCAACAAGGCAGGGGCCCAGAAGGAAAGGAAGAACAGGCAACCGCCACGGGAGAGGAUCAAGAUUGAGAAGAUCAAACCUUCGGCGCGCGCGGAUUCAUCAAAUGUUGAUGCUACUGCUACUGCUACUGCCAGUGAACCUGAAGUCACUUCAGUUGAUGUUAAGGGAGCGAACGAAGAGGGUGCAGCAGACAAAGGAGAGAACGCUUCUGUUGACCUUAAAAAUGAUAGAGGGGUGAAUGUUGUUAAUAAGGCUGUUGAAGUCCAGUCAGUGGAGACAAAACCUGAGGAUACAGGUUCUGUUACGGAUGGUGUUACAGAUUCUGGACGUCUGGAGAGUGCUUCUGAAAGCUCUGUUCCUUCAGUUUCAGAUGAAAAAAAUGAGCCGAGCAGCAGUAACCAGUCUACUGAGAUUGGUCUAGCAGUCAGUUUGGAGGAUAAAGACACGGCUGUGGCUAUUAUCCAGGAGAGAAAUAUCUCUGAGUUACCUGAUACACAAGGUUCUGGCAAAUCCCAAGAUACGAAGAAAGAUGAUUUGGUAGAUUCACCAGAGACCACGGAAAAUCAACAGGAACAUAAAUCUGAUUCAGUUCCUCUGAAAGAGCAAGAUCAACUUGAGGAGGCUCAGGGAUUACUAAAGAGCGCCGCAAAAUCUGGCCAAUCAAAAGAAGCUAGAUUAGCUCGGGUCUGCGCUGGACUUUCAUCCCGUCUCCAAGAAUAUAAAUCUGAGAAUGCACAGCUAGAGGAACUUCUUGUCCAGGAGAGGGAGAAAUGCAGCUCACAUGAAGCUCAUAUAAAGCAACUACAGCAAGAACUAUCAGUGUCCAGAGUACAAGGUUCGCGAGUUGAAUCUAACAUGGUUGAUGCUUUGACUGCAAAAAACACUGAGAUUGAGUCUCUAGCAAAAUCAUUGGACUCUUGGAAGAAAAAAGCAGCAGCUUCAGAAGAAAUGCUUGCAUCUUUACAGGAAGAUAUGGAUGGCCUUAAGAGAAACCGUGAGCUUACUGAAACCAGGAUCAUCCAGGCUUUACGAGAGGAACUUUCUACUGUAGAGCGGAGGGCUGAAGAGGAGCGUAUUGCACAUAAUGCUACAAAGAUGGCAGCCGUUGACAGAGAAGUGGAAUUGGAGCAUCGGGCGGUUGAGGCAUCAAAUGCUCUUGCUAGAAUCCAGAGAGCUGCUGACCAAAGCUCAUCAAGAGCAAUGGAAUUUGAGCACAAAGUAGCUGUGCUUGAGGUUGAAUGUGCAUCGCUCCACCAAGAACUACAGGAGAUGGAAGCCCGUAGUCGCCGUGCUCAGAAAAAGCCUUCUGAAGAAGCUAAUCAAGUUCUUCAGAUACAGGCAUGGCAGGAGGAAGUUGAGAAAGCACGCCAAAGCCAAAGAGAGGCAGAAAGCAAGAUAUCUUCCUUGGAGGCUGAGUUGCAGAAGAUGAGAGUUGAAAUGGCUGGAAUGAGAAGAGACGCAGAGCAUUAUUCUAGACAGGAGCAUGUUGAGCUUGAGAAGAGAUACCGUGAGCUUACUGAUUUACUGUACCAUAAGCAAACACAAUUAGAAUCCAUGGCCAGUGAAAAAGGUGCAUUAGAGUUCCAACUAGAGAAAUCGUUGAAGCAAUUUCAUGAAGUGCAGGUAGAAGCAGAAAGGAGUAGGGUUUCUCGCAGAUCAGCGUCAUCAUGGGAAGAAGAUACUGAUAUCAAUGUGCUAGAGCCUCUUCCUCUACAUCAUCGACACAUGGCAACAGCAAACCAUCAGUUGCAAAAGGCUGCGAAGUUUUUAGAUUCAGGAGCUGUGAGGGCGACUAGAUUUCUGUGGCGGCAUCCUGUUGCCCGAGUCAGCCUUCUGUUUUAUCUGGUGUUUGUGCAUUUGUUCUUGAUGUACUUGAUGCAGCGCCUGCAGGACUUCGCAGCGGAAGAAACUGUGAAAUCGUCUCUGGACGAGUUGGCCAACGUGAAGUUGCCAUAGGCUUAUGGCAUUCCAACUCCCUGCCUCUCGCAGAUUUUUAGGCGUUGCUUCCUGAUUGUAGCUCAAUACGUGGCCCAGUUUGGAACAACGGUUUGCCACACUCUGUUCCUACGGGAGUUUCACAGUUUCCUGUGAGAUUCCUGCGUUCCAAAUAGGCCAUUAAGCUUUCUUGGUCUGGCGUGGUGCUAACCUGGCCACUUUUUUUUUUCUUCCCCUUCCCUCUCUUUUUGUAAAGUAAUGCUCUUGGUUUGGCCGUGGGCUAUAUAAUUCAUUCUUUCACACUUCAUAUUGAUCACAGAUGUAGCAACUCGUAUAGACAGCUUGAUCCAAAAACAUAAGUGUGUCAUACAGGCCACUUGAGCCAAUUCUUGUACUUGAACAAACUGUUGGAAACCGA